UUAUAAUCUUUAGUCUGACAAUUUCUGUCUUGCCGAACCAAUAAAGACUAAAAUAUCGUUUAUUGCACUUGGAAAUUAUCGAGGCAAUAAUAAGUACUUCUAUUUCGCCGAGUGUACACAAAUGCAGUUUUCGAAGUCGCUUCGUUGAAGGAACUAUCUCAGCGUAUUUCGAAACAUUCCUUAUCUAAUCGAGUCCACUCGAUUGCUGAGUUUGAUUGUACAUAUUCAAUCAGUGUAAUUUUUAUCCCGCACUUGUGCAGACCUCUGCUACUCUUAUUUCCAAAUUAAAUUCUCUGUACUCGUUAUAUUCCAUAUGGAAAAACAGUUCGUGAAUCUAUUUGAAAAUGACAGUACGAUUCCGGAUGAAGUACAAGAAAAAUUUGCAAAGGUGAUCGAAAGAUAUCAACAAUUGAACGAUGAAGAAAAGGAGGAGUUCCAAAAGGGUGCUUUUGAUAUAUUAACAAGGAAUCUGCAAAAGUCGAAGAACAUGAUUUCGCAUACGUGGCUUGCAUCGUAUCAAUCUUUCUUUCUAUUCAUUUUCGCUGUAUCGAUUGUGACAUUUCUGCUCGUUAUUAUUGCGCGUAGAUUAUAUGGGCGCACGAAAGAACGAGAACAACGUCAAGAAGAGAAGAAAAAGCUAAGACAACAGAAAGCAGAGAUAAAGAAAAAGAAAAAGAAGCAAACAUAACGUAUGAUUAUUUAUGUUCAAUAACGUUUUAAUAGAAAAAUU
Trachymyrmex septentrionalis is the source of this 730-nucleotide messenger RNA. RefSeq lists its product as uncharacterized. The record is from RefSeq and is a predicted model, not a curated record. Bases 314 to 688 code for a protein of 124 amino acids. The transcript is spliced from 2 exons. Lineage: Eukaryota; Metazoa; Arthropoda; Insecta; Hymenoptera; Formicidae.